AUGAAAAAUCAAGACAUCGUUGGUGAGGCUUUGGCCUCUGUCCUCCCACAAUAUGAUCGACCUUGGUACCGUGUACCUCACCUAUUACAGCUCAACCUCAUUCUGCUUAUUCCAUUGCUAUCCUCGUCAGUAGCUGGAUAUGAUGGCUCUCUCAUGAACGCUCUUCAAUCCAUUGGCGAAUGGAAAGACUACUUUGGUAACCCUUCCGGCUCAGUUCUGGGGGUAGUGAAUGCCGCCCAGUCCAUCGGAAGUGUGCUUUCCCUACCCUUUGUGGGUGUCUUAUCCGACCAGAUUGGAAGACGUUUGACCUUGCUGUCAGGUGCAAUCGUGGUCAUUCUUGCCUCAAUCAUUCAAGCAGCUUCGGUUCAAUACGGAAUGUUCGUCUUUUCUCGCGUGCUCGUUGGUGUUGGCUCAAUGCUGGUCGUACAGCCUUCGCCUAUGCUCAUCACUGAACUAGCAUAUCCAACGCACCGAGGGAAAUACACAAGUGCCUUCUGGACUAUGUACUAUCUUGGUGCUAUUUUGGCGUCGUGGGCCUCAUAUGGGACACAAAAACACCUUGUUCAAACCAACUGGAGUUGGAGAGUUCCGUCAAUCGUCCAAGCUGGAUUUCCUAUCGUCCAAAUUAUGUUCUGGUGGUUCGUCCCAGAAUCACCAAGAUGGUUGAUUGCCAAUGGAAAACCGCAACAAGCCGAACAACUGCUAGCUCAAUAUCAUACGGCCGGCGAUACUUCCCACCCCUUGAUUCAAUUCGAGAUGGCUGAGAUUAGGCGUACUAUCGAGAUGGAGAGCCGAGCUAGUGAGACCAAAUGGGCAGCGCUUAUCAAGACUCCUGGAAACCGUAAGCGCACCUUCGUCGCAGUCAGUAUCGGCGCCUUUGCCCAGUGGAACGGAGUUGCGGUCGUAUCUUAUUAUCUCACACUUGUUCUCGACACGGUCGGGAUCAGAGAUUCGAGCACUCAAACACUGAUCAAUGGCUUGCUCCAAAUUUUCAACUUCAUUGCGGCAGGUAGUGCCGCUAUGCUUGUGGACCGAUUGGGUCGCCGCACCUUAUUUCUUUGGUCGGCUGCCGGCAUGCUUAUAUCCUUCGUUAUCUGGACUGCCUGCUCGGCCGUGUUUGACAGCACCCAGGCCAAGUCCCUCGGUAACGCUGUGAUUGCUUUUGUUUUCAUUUUCUUCUUCCACUACGAUAUUGCCUACACGCCUUUGCUAUUGGGUUACCCAACUGAGAUCUUCCCGUACUCUACCAGAAGUAAGGGACUGACAGUUGAAUUACUGAGUGUAUACAGCUCUCUGAUUAUUCUGGCAUUUGUCAACCCAAUUGCUCUUGACAAUAUCGGCUGGCGUUAUUACAUAUUUUUCUGUUGUUUUGAUGUCGUGGUUUUGGUUGUGACUUGGUUUGCAUUUCCCGAGACCAAAGGUUAUUCUCUCGAAGAAAUCGCUGAAGUUUUCGACGGACCGUCGCCUGCUACAAAUGGCGAGGUUUUCGCCAAAGGCGACGACGCGGUUGGGAAAGGCGAACAUACUGAGCACGCUGCAUGA
Penicillium alfredii is the source of this 1542-nucleotide messenger RNA. RefSeq lists its product as uncharacterized. Gene Ontology annotation, biological process: carbohydrate transport; transmembrane transport. Gene Ontology annotation, cellular component: membrane. Gene Ontology annotation, molecular function: carbohydrate:proton symporter activity. The record is from RefSeq and is a predicted model, not a curated record. Lineage: Eukaryota; Fungi; Ascomycota; Eurotiomycetes; Eurotiales; Aspergillaceae. The transcript is spliced from 4 exons. The coding region runs from base 1 to 1542 and encodes 513 amino acids.